CAGUGCAACCUGUACAGGAGGCAAGAAGAGAUACUUCUCCUGUAAUAUUCAGGAUUGCCCAGAAUCAUCAAUGGACUUCCGAGAAGAACAAUGUGCAGCUUUCAAUAACAUUCCUUUUGAAGGACGUUAUUAUCAUUGGGUGCCAUACACAAAAGCUCCAAAUAAAUGUGAACUGAACUGCAUGCCUCAAGGGGAUCGUUUUUAUUAUCGGCAUAAAGAGAGAGUACAGGAUGGAACACGCUGUGAUGAAGAGAAACUUGAUAUCUGUGUUGAAGGACAGUGCCUGCCAGUAGGGUGUGACAUGAUGCUGGGAUCAAGUGCAAAAGAAGAUAAAUGCCGUGAAUGUCGGGGUGAUGGAAGCAGUUGUAGAACAAUACAAGGAAUUCUAGAAAUGGAUGAUUUGAAAGUUGGUUACAAUGACAUUCUUCUCAUACCUGCUGGAGCAACUAACAUCAAAGUAGAGGAAGUAAAGGCUUCAAAUAAUUAUUUAGCUAUAAGAAAUGUGAGUAAUUAUUAUUACUUGAAUGGAAACUGGAGAAUUGAUAUUCCAAGAAGCCUAAAAAUUGCAGGAACUGUAUUUCACUAUGAAAGAAAACCAUAUGCCUUUCUAGCUCCUGAAACUAUUACAGCCCUGGGCCCUACAACUGAACCUCUUUACAUUGUGUUCCUCGUUCAAGAACCAAACCCUGGAGUUUCAUAUGAAUACAGCAUCCACAAGGGCACUCAACAGACUGAUCCAGACAGUUAUGCAUGGAUAUAUGAUGACUUCACAGAUUGUACCACUACAUGUGGAGGAGGUUUCAGAACUCGCAACGUCACCUGUGUUCGUCGCAAGGAUCUUGAAGUACAACCUAGCAACCUGUGCAAUCCUAUUUUGGAACCCAAGAGAAAUGAAUCAUGCAAUACAGACCCAUGCCCUCCUACAUGGGCAGAAGGAGAGUGGGGAGAAUGUAGCCAGUCGUGUGGAGAAGGAGGCUCCCAUACACGACAAGUACAUUGUGAACAAAUUGUAAGCAGUGGUGUGUCAUCAAUUGUGGAUGAUGAAAAGUGUGUGGAUUUAUAUGGACCCAAACCAGCCAUAACAAAAGAAUGUGGACUGCUAGAUGCAUGUCCCCUUUGGCAUAUUGGACCUUGGAAACCAUGCGACCGCCUGUGUGGUGAUGGAAAACAGAGGAGAAGAGUACGUUGCUACAGGAAAGUAGAAGGAAAAAUAGAUGUACUUGCUGAUUCUGCUUGUCCAGGGGAAAAGCCUGAGGAAGAAAAGUCAUGUACUCUUCGUCCCUGUGAAGGUGUUGAUUGGGUGUUUUCAGACUGGUCUGAGUGUGAAGGCAAGUGUGGACUCGCAUUCAAAACAAGAAAGGUUUACUGUGCUAAUGAAGCUGGAAAGAUUUAUGCUAAUGAAUUUUGCCACUCAAAGACUUUACCAGAAACCAAAAUGCCUUGUGACACUUUUAUUCCUUGUGAACAUGAGUGGUUUGCAUCUCAGUGGAGUGAGUGUUCUGCAGAAUGUGGAAUUGGCAUUAAAACACGCAAAGUGUUUUGUGGAUCUUUUGAAGAUGACAUAGUGAAAAAGGUAGAAGAUGAUAAAUGUGAUCCAUCAAAGAAAUAUGAAUCACAAACUAAUUGUACUGGAAAAGAUGAAUGCACUGGGCAAUGGCACUACGGCCCAUGGAGUUCUUGUUCUAAGAAAUGUGGAGGUGGAAGUAUGUCUCGGAAAGUUUUCUGCUUCAUAGAUAAUGAUAAAGUUGAAGAAAAAAAAUGUGAUCCUAGCUUAUUCCCCUUUUUAUCUACAUCUUGUAAUAAUCAUGCCUGUAGUGAAGAUGAGAUGGUACCAGUGGAACCUACUCAUGUGGUAGAUGAUGAUGAAUAUGAUGAAUACGAUGAAUAUGACUGUGACUUGUCUACUGUAGUUAUUGAUUCAGCAUUAGGGAAGGAUGGAGUAACCGAAUCCAGCAUUGCUGAAGGAUCAGGUGAUGAAGAGUCAAGCUCUUCACUUGCAGAUGAAAUUUCUUCCAUUGGAGCCAGUGGAAGUACAGAUAGUUGGAGUCAGCGGAAAUCUAGCUCUGUCUUGGACAGUUUAUCAUCUGUAAGCGAUAUUGACAGCUCUGAUAUUAUUUCUAAAGCUGCAUCUGACUUCAGUUUUGGCACUUCAGAUGACAUCAUGUUAAGUGAUGGAACAGGAUACUUUUCAGAUUCUCCUAGUACAUCCUUCUUCACUGCUGAAGGAAGUGGAGAUGCCACAUCUGAAGACACUACUGAUUUUAGUGACCACACAUCUCCAACAGAGCUUCCAUCUGAAGCAAGUAGUAGCUUUAGUGAAUCAGAUGAAACUCCAGAAGCUGAAACAACAACAGAAUCAGGAAUAUCAGAAUCAGCAUCUACAACAGACUCUGGCUUACUUAGUACCACAGACAGUUUAUUGUCAUCUAUUACAAGUACAGUACUUAAUACUUUUGCCAGUGCAUUUACAGAGACACCUGAAGUCUCCUCUGUAGGAAAAGCAUCUGAUGAGACUGACAGCCAUUUAUCAUCUGAUGUUACAACUCCAUCAUCUGAAAUUCCAACAACAGAAACAGCUUCUGAAAUUAGCACUGAUAGUACUUCAUCACCUGCCACAGAAGAGACAGUGAGCACACCCAGUUCUGAAAGUACAACAGAUCCAUCUAGCACAGAGAAAACUACAGAUGCAACAGUUUCUGAACUAACUACUGCAGCUCCUGAUGAAGAUGACUUAGGAGAAGUUAGACUUCCCGUUGUCACAACCAAGGCACCCACUGAAGAAGUUAGCACCAGUAUGUCUUCUUCAGCUGAAGAUAAAACAAUCACAACCACAGAAGAGUCUACUACCUCAGGCUCAGAAGAAACUACUACCCCAGAAGGAUCAGAAUCUACUACAUCAACACUAGAGUUGACAUCUGACACCAGUGAGCCCACCAGUAUUUCAACAUCAGCCUACUCAACUGAGAGCUCUUCAGUUUUUACAUCUGAACAAUCCACAGAAUCAUCAACAAUAGAGUCAACCAUGGAAGAUAGUGAAACCACAUUGACAUCAGAUGUAACUACUGAGAGCACAGACAUAAGUACAGUAUCUCCUUCAGAGUUUUCUACAGAAUCAACAACAGAAAUUGCCAAUGAUACUGAAGAAACAACAGUUACUGCUGAAGAAACAACAGUUACUGCUGAAGAAUCAACAGUUACCACUGAAGAAACAACAUCUGAAAUGUCUUCUGGUUAUAGCUCAACAAUGGAAAUAUUUGUUACUACUCCAAGUUCAAUCCAAGUAGCUAUCACAAAAGAACAGAAAGUAAAAAAAUGUAGGAGAAAAAAGAAGCCCAAGGCAAAGAAACCAACUUGUGAAACUUCAGAAUUUGGAUGCUGCCCUGAUAGCAUAUCAGCAGCUUCUGGACCAUUUAGUAAAGGUUGUGUACAAGUAGAGACAUGCAAUGAAACAAAAUAUAAAUGUUGCCCUGAUGGUGUUUCUGCUGCUACUGGUCCUAAUGGAGAAGGUUGUCCUUCCUCCCACUGCGAGGAAACAUUAUUUGGAUGUUGUCCUGAUGGUAUCAGCAUUGCUGAGGGCAAUGAUUACGAAGGCUGUGUUGAUGUACCUUUUGAUUGCCAAAAUACACAAUUUGGAUGUUGCCCAGAUAAUUUAACUCCAGCCACAGGUCCAAAUAAUGAAGGAUGUUUUGAAUGUGAAGGAUCUGGCGAAUGUCAAUUUUGCAAUGAUACAAAAUAUGGGUGCUGCCCAGAUGGAGUUAGUGCUGCUAAAGGACCUGACUUUUCUGGUUGCAAAGAAGGUACUGAAUAUUUUAUUGGAACAACAGAAGUAUCUGACUGUAAAGCAUCAGAGUAUGGUUGCUGUCCAGAUGGAAUUAAUGAAGCAACAGGACCACACUCUGAAGGCUGUGAUAUUGUUAUAAAUCAUGAGAACUGUUCAGCCUCUUAUUUUGGAUGUUGUAAAGAUGGCAUUUCUGCAGCUUUGGGUCCAAACUUGGAAGGUUGUGAAAUUUCAAUUUGCGAAUCUGAGCUAUACGGUUGUUGUGACGAUAAUAAAACACCGGCCCAUGGCCCAAACAAAGAAGGAUGCUGUCUAAAUACUCAGUAUGGAUGUUGCCCAGACAACAUCUUGUCUGCACAAGGUCCCAAUUUGGAAGGCUGUGGGUGUCAGUACACACCUUAUGGAUGCUGUCCUGACAACACAACAGCUGCACGUGGGGCUAAUUCAGAGGGCUGUGGUUGUCGAUUCACUGAACAUGGAUGUUGCCCUAAUCAAUACACUCCAGCUGCAGGACCAAAUUUUGAAGGCUGUCCAUGUCAUACACAUCAAUUUGGAUGUUGCCCUGAUGGAAUUACUAUUGCCAGAGGACCAAGAAAUUAUGGAUGUGGCUGUGAAAACACAGAAUUUGGAUGCUGUUCAGAUGGAAAAACACCCGCUACUGGUCCAGAACUUGCUGGUUGUGACUGUGCGGCCUCCAAAUAUGGUUGUUGCAUUGAUGGGACUACUAGUGCUGAAGGAGAGAAAUUUGAGGGAUGUGAAGAUGCUCCAAUAGUAGCAGCUGAUGCAUGCACUCAGCCUCGCGAGCGUGGUCCAUGUCGUGAUUUCACUGUUAAGUGGUUCUUUGACAUAGAGUAUGGAGGUUGUGCUCGCUUCUGGUAUGGAGGUUGUGGUGGUAAUGAUAAUCGUUUUAAAACACAGGAAGAGUGCAAAAACAAGUGCGUAGAACCAUCUGGAAGAGAUGCAUGUUAUUUACCCAAAAUUGAAGGCCCAUGUGAAGGAUAUUAUCCAACAUGGUAUUAUGAUACUGAAAGAAAACAUUGUGGUCAAUUCAUUUAUGGAGGCUGCCUUGGUAAUAAUAAUAAAUUUGAGACAAGAGAAGAAUGUGAGGAACUGUGUGUCAAACCAGACAUAAUAGAUGCAUGUGAGCAGCCAAAACUGGAAGGACCAUGUGAAGGAAACUUCAGUCGUUGGUAUUAUGACCAAGACACAAAGACAUGUCAGAGAUUUAUUUAUGGAGGAUGUAAAGGCAAUGCAAAUAAUUUCGUUUCAGAAUUAGCAUGUCAUCAACAAUGUCUGAAGCCAGGAAGAAGUCGAGAUUAUUGCACUCUUCCCCGUGCUCAGGGGACCUGCAUGGAGCAUUUACCUCGAUGGUUCUUUGAUGCAUCUGAACAAAGAUGCAUGCCUUUCUAUUACAGUGGGUGUGAGGGUAAUGCUAACAGGUUUGAAACUCGAGAAGCAUGUGAAAGAGAUUGUCCUCCUACUAUUGAACAAGAUAUUUGUGCACUGCCUGCUGUAAUUGGAAGUUGCCACAAUUAUACUGAACGUUGGUAUUACAAUACUUACGAUGUGCGCUGCUCUCCAUUUUAUUAUGGGGGUUGUGAUGGAAAUGAAAAUAACUUUUUGACAAUGCAAGAUUGUCAACAGCGAUGUGAAAAUAUGCCAACUCCUCCUCCUGAACAAGAAUUUAGGAGAGAAUUCUGUUUCCUACCCAAUGACCAUGGACCAUGCUCAGACUCAAAAGCUCAGUGGUAUUAUGAUAGCCAUGAUGGAGUGUGUAAACAAUUUCUUUAUGGAGGCUGCCAAGGCAAUCAAAACCGUUUUGCAUCUCUAAAUGAAUGUGAAAGGCGUUGUGGAAAUGCUCAAGAUAUUUGUCAAUUGCCAAGAGUUGUGGGUCCUUGUAAUGGUAACUACCGUCAGUGGUACUAUGAAAAAGCUACAGGAGAAUGCUUAGAAUUUGAUUAUGGAGGGUGUCAAGGAAAUGGAAAUAGAUUUGACGAUAAACGACAAUGUGAAGAAUAUUGUAGAAGAGCUCCACCUGUUGAUUUUAUUUUAUCAACACAAGCACCUGCUAUAAAUGAAGUAGAACCUACAGAUAUUUGCAGUGCUCCUGUAGAUCAAGGUCCAUGUAGAGCAGCUUUUACCAACUGGUAUUUUAAUGAAGCAAAGAGGCAAUGUGAGGCAUUUAUUUAUGGAGGUUGUGGAGGAAAUGCUAAUAGAUUUGAAUCCGAAGAGCAAUGUGAAAGACAGUGUGGAGAAUUCAAAGGCCAAGAUGUAUGCAAUAUUCCAUAUGAGGUUGGACCAUGUGAAAGCAAGUAUCAGAAGUGGCAUUUUGACCAAGAAUCCAGAAGAUGCCAAUCCUUUGAGUAUGGAGGUUGUUAUGGUAAUGGUAAUCGAUUCAGCAGCAUUGAAGAAUGUGAAUCAGUGUGUUUCCGCAGAGAGGAAAUACUGCCACCUGGAAAUGACACUGUUCAAACAAAUAAAGAUGGCGAGGUGCCAGAUCAUUGCAAAGAAGCUACUGACAGAUGCAAGCACUUACACUGUCCAUAUGGUGUUACAAGAUCUGUUGAUAGCAACAACUGUGAAGUUUGUUAUUGUUUUGAACCUUGCGAUGGUAUUGUAUGUCCAGAAGGCACAAGUUGUGGUAUAGAUCUGUACCGUGACCCAGACACUUCAGAAACAGCAUUUCGUCCUACCUGCAGAUACACAAGUAAAGAAGGACAUUGUCCAGAACAAGUAUCAGUUCCUGGUAAUUGUAGUGAUGAAUGCAAAUCUGAUGCUGAUUGUUCAGAAGAUUUCAAAUGCUGUUUUAAUGGUUGUGGAUCAUCAUGUGUAAGCCCUGCGAUAACAGUUACCCCUUCAAGGCCAGCAAAACCUCCCCCAACUGUAGGUGAACCACCAUACAUUCAAGAAACCGACUCCAUUGUGACUGCUGAAGAAGCAAAUUAUGUCACUCUCAAAUGUGAUGCAUUUGGAAAUCCACCACCAUCUGUAACGUGGUCAAAAGGUGCAGUUCAGAUUGACAGCUCUGGAAGUAGGCACAAAUUAUUAGAUGAUGGUUCAUUGCAAAUCAUUAAUCUUUUCAAACAAGAUGCUGGUACUUACACUUGUACAGCAGAUAAUGGCGUUGGAGAUCCAGCUCGAAAGGAUGUUGUUUUGGAAGUGACAGAUCCUACAAAUCAUCCUGCUGAAAUAAUUGGUGAGGAAAACAAAAUAAUUAUAACAUCUCUGGGAGUACCUACAAUUCUUUACUGUCAUGCCGUGGGUUAUCCACGACCUUCAAUUACAUGGUGGCGUGGAGACCGCAUGCUACCCCUGAGUUCUCAAGUUUAUGAACAAGGACGUGACUUUUCCUUAUCGAUACGAUCUGUGACACUAAGAAAUCUUGGACCUUUUACUUGCCAAGCUUACAAUGGUCUUGGAAGAGCUGCUUCCUGGACUGUGACAGUCAAAGCUGUUGGUCCAGUUUAUACAAUUGAUCCAUCAGACUCUGCCUAUACCAGAUAUUUGAUAUCUCCACAUGUUCCACGAACACCACAAACACCUGCACCCCACAGACCAAUUUAUCCACCUAGGCAACCCGAACCUCCUCCUGUAACAGAACCUCCAAGAGUUUACGUAGUUCCUGUUGAAGCAAAUAUAACUCUGUCAAGAACCAUUUACCCUGUUGGUAGUGAUAUAUCAAUACCAUGUGAUGUAAGUGGCUUUCCACUACCGCAAGUUCAGUGGUUUAAAGAUGAUCUUCUUUUAGAAGCUAACGAAAAGAUACAAAUAACAGCAAAUCAAAAAACACUUACUUUUCCAGAGAGUCAUCGACUCAUUAUUUCACAAGCCAGUAAGAAUGAUGCAGGGUUAUAUCGUUGUGAAGCAGCCAAUGAGUAUGGAUCAUCAUCUAGUUCUAUAUCCAUCAUAGUAGAAGGAGUAUACAUCCAUCCCAACUGUACAGAUAAUCCUUUCUUUGCCAACUGCAAGUUAAUUGUAGCUGCUAAAUAUUGUACACACAAGUACUAUGCUCGAUUCUGUUGUAAAUCUUGCACUCAAGCUGGACAACUUCCAUCAUAUGGACCUCAUCUUGAAUCUGGUUUUCACAGUAGACAGUCAAACAGGAGGAAAUGAAACUAGUCAAAUCUAAAACACUCUUGUGCAAAGAGGACUUUAAGUGUUCAUGAGUACUGCAAUUUUCAUUUAAAAAUGAAAAAAAAAGCAGAAAUCUUUUAAGUUUAUUUGCUAUGGAAACUGACUUUUGGUGAACUAUUUGUGGAAUUUUUACAUGGAAAUAUUAAAAAACUUUACAAAGAAAAUUAUUUGUAUAACAUUUUCAGAUUCUCAGAAAGUCAUGGUGAUGUAUAUAUUGAAUUUUCAAAUCGUUCUGUAUUGGAAGUAGCAUUGUACCACAUCCAACAGUUGUGAUGCAAUUAAAGAGCAAAUAAGAAAUAAUAUUUGAAAAUUAUUUUAUGAAUGUAGGUAUUGUAUGCUGUGUGAUUGAAAGAGAUGUUUGUUUUUGUCAUACCAUUGUUUCAAACCAUUAUUCAUCAGACAUUCAGUAUGUUGCAGUAAACUUAAAUGGACAUUUUUGAAAAGAGAAUGUGUGGUUUGUGUAUAUACUAAAAUGAUUGUAUAAAUGCAUAUAUGUUAUCGCAAUGAAUGCUAUUCUUGUUUCAUUAUUUUGUUUUGAGAAUAAAAUAAAUUCUCUUUUUCUAUACAACUAGCAGUUAGACAAAUAUCCUUUAUAAAGUUUUCUUUAUCAACUCUUGUAAUUAUAAAUAAAGUUGCUUAUAUUUCAUUUUUAUUUUUAAAAUCUUUUAUUUAUUCAUACAAGCAACUAAGGCAUGAAAAGAACUCCUGUGCAUUUAUUUAUUUUCUAAUGAUACAUACACUAUGCAUUUUUAUAAUCAUUAUCACUUAGACUUAAUGAUAGUUGUAUGUUGUAAAUUAUUUCAUUCCUUAAGAUAAUUAAAGACUUUCUGCGCUCAUAAAUUACACUGCCACUCUGUAAUUUGCUUUGUUACAAAUGUUGUACAUUAUGUGUACUUUGACAUGAGAGAUAUUUUGACUCAUUUACUGAAGUGAAAUUUCAGUAAGUGUGUUAUAGAAUGUAAUUGUAUGUAAAAUAAAAGAGAAUGUAUUCACAC
This is a messenger RNA of Gryllus bimaculatus (two-spotted cricket), 8907 nucleotides long. Lineage: Eukaryota; Metazoa; Arthropoda; Insecta; Orthoptera; Gryllidae. The record is from the annotation of a GenBank genome assembly.